Molecule: messenger RNA, 1581 nt
Organism: Panicum virgatum (switchgrass)
Lineage: Eukaryota; Viridiplantae; Streptophyta; Magnoliopsida; Poales; Poaceae
Exons: 3
Coding region: 380-1300 (306 amino acids)
Molecular function (GO): nucleic acid binding; zinc ion binding
Source: RefSeq, a predicted model, not a curated record
GCACCAGAGCACUGAGGCAACUCGGCUCCUCUCUUCUCCCUCUCCAGUUGCAACAACUGAGUUCCCCAACGCUAAUUUCUGCGCGCACAGAAUUAGCGUGAGCAGGCCUCCGAAACCUUGCUCGCCUUGAGAUCCUGCACGGGAUAGGCGGGCAAUCAGGUUUUUGGGUAACGCUUUAGCGUGACUACUCAAAAAUACUAAGGCUUUGCCCGAUUGUACGACUACUUCCUGGUGGACGAGCCGAACGACUACGUCGACUACAUUCUGGUGGCCGAACGACUACGUCGACUACAUCUUGGUGACCGUUCACGGGACUGCACUGCGAACUUCUUCCUGCACCGAUUUAGUUCGACUACUUCGACUGAGGCCAACCGAGUAGAUGUCUACUCCAGUUGGUAACAGCGCAGCCAAUGCCUCCGGCAACGGCCCCGCUUCAGGGCUUUCGGUAUCUAGCUUUGCUGCAUCAAUCAAACCAUCACCUUUUGAUGGUUCAAAUUACAAACGUUGGCAAGAGCGGCUUAUACUGUGGUUAACACUAUCGAGAGUGAUCCAUGUGAAAGAGGGUAAGCCUGAACAAUUCUCUCCAGAGGAAGGGAGUGCGUUCGAUGAGGCUGAUAUCCUCUUUCGAGGCUUGAUCAUUAGUGUUCUCAGUGAUAACCUGGUGGAUUCUUAUAUCCGGCUGCCAACUGGCAAAGCAUUGUGGGAUGCUCUUGAGGCUCAAUAUGGAGUAUCUGACGCCGGGAGUGAGUUGUAUAUCAUGGAGCAGUUCCUUGAGUACAGGAUGGUCGAAGACCGUUCUGUAGUGGAACAGGCUCAUGAAAUACAUACUCUGGCAAAAGAUCUCAAAAAUUGCAGCAAAGAGUCCCCAUGUGUGUUACCCAAUAAGUUUGUGGCUGGAGGUAUAAUCUCUAAGCUGCCACCUUCUUGGAGGGACUUUGCUACUUCUCUAAAACACAAGAGACAGGAGUUCACAAUAGAUGGACUCAUAGGGACUCUUGAUGUUGAGGAGAAGGUGAGAGCAAAGGACAUACGUGGGAAAGGAGUUGUUGGUGCUUCAAGUGCCAAUCUUGUUCAGAAGAACAACUCCCACAAGAACAAGAAAAAGCCACCGCAGAACCAACCAAAGACUAAGAAGACAACCACUUUUAAGAAGAAGAAGAAGACGGGAGCUUGCUAUGUGUGCGCUAGUACGGAUCACUUUGCUGCAAAGUGUCCGAACCGCAAAGGCAACGACUCCGCCAACAUGGUUAUUAGCGAGCCUGGAGGAACAUCGGGACCGGCGGGACUUCCUCCUUGCUGAUGGGGAACGGAUCACAUGCGCGUGUUCUUGGUGUUGGUACGGUAAAUCUGAAGUUUACUUCGGGGAAGACCGUGCAGCUGAAGAACGUACAGCAUGUCCCCACCAUCAAGAAGAAUUUAGUCAGCGGCUCUCUACUGUGUAGAGAUGGUUUCAAAUUAGUCUUUGAGUCCAAUAAAUGUAUCUUGUCUAAGUUUGGUACUUUUGUUGGAAAAGGUUAUGAAAGCGGAGGCUUGUUCCGUCUUUCUUUGUCAGAUGAUUGUAAUAAAAUUGCAUACAAUGUU